Molecule: messenger RNA, 1380 nt
Organism: Zea mays
Lineage: Eukaryota; Viridiplantae; Streptophyta; Magnoliopsida; Poales; Poaceae
Exons: 5
Coding region: 625-1251 (208 amino acids)
Source: RefSeq, marked provisional
GAGAAGGGAAGACAUGGCCGUGACGGCGGAAGCGGCGGCAGAGAUGGUGUUGGAGCGGCGGGCGUACGCGCGGGUGGGGCUCCUCGGCAACCCCAGCGACGUGUACGGCGGCAGGGCCCUGUCCUUCGCCAUCGCCGACUUUUCCGCCACCGUCCACCUCCGCCCUUCGCCCGAGCUGCUCAUCCAGCCGCAUCCGCACCACGACCUCGUCGCCUUCCCCUCUCUCCCUCAACUCGUGAGCCGUUUGCAAAGUGAAGGAUAUUAUGGAGGCGUCCGGCUGCUGAUGGCUAUCUGUAAAGUUUUCUACAACUAUUGUGUUCAAAAUAACAUCAGUUUAAAAGCUGAAAAUUUCACCUUAUCAUACGAUACUAAUAUUCCUCGGCAGGUAACUAGUCAGAAUCCACUCCAUUUGUUUCACCCUUUUACUCGCAUCACAUAUUGGCAGCUGUAGAUUAAUCCUUGCUAUAGCAUUUUCUUGAUAUGCUGAUGGGUUGGAGAUUGAAUGGAUAUUAUCUUGAUUCUUUUGUUCUGUAGUCUGGGCUGUCUGGUUCGAGCGCGAUUGUUUGUGCUGCUCUAAGCUGCCUUCUUGACUUCUAUAAUGUCAGACAUCUAAUAAAAGUUGAAAUGAGACCUAAUCUGAUUCUCAAUGCUGAGAAAGAGCUUGGGAUUGUUGCUGGACUUCAGGACCGAGUGGCACAGGUUUAUGGUGGACUAGUUUAUAUGGAUUUUAGCCAGGGUCAUAUGGACAAGCUGGGUCAUGGCAUAUACAUGCCAUUGGAUGUCAAUCUGCUUCCUCCUCUAUACCUCAUCUAUGCCGAUAACCCCAGUGACUCUGGCAAGGUCCACAGCACUGUUAGACAAAGAUGGCUGUCAGGUGAUGAUUUUAUAACAUCACGUAUGAAGGAAGUAGCGCAGCUAGCGCUCGAUGGCCACAAGGCUUUGCUGCAGAAGGAUUAUACUGAGCUAGCGAGAUUUAUGAAUAAGAAUUUUGAUCUGCGAAGGGAGAUGUUUGGAGAUGAUGUACUUGGUGCAUUGAACAUAAAGAUGGUGGAUGUGGCACGCAGCGUGGGCGCAGCGUCCAAGUUCACUGGCAGCGGAGGCGCAGUGGUGGCGCUGUGCCCAGAUGGGGAUUCGCAGGUGGAGCGUCUCCGCAAGGGAUGCCAGGAGGCCGGCUUUGUAGUACAGCAAGUGAAAGUUGCCCCCUCGGUGCUGACGGACGAGGAGCUGUCAAGUUUAUUAUUAGCUUCCUAGUUGAACGAUAAGAAAGGUGAACAAGACAACAAAACAGUUGUGCGACGUUCCUUCAUUUGUGGUGUUUUGAUGUGUGCGAUGAUGUGUCUGUUUAGUUGAUAUUCAAUAUAAGAGACGGUUUGGAACUUC